This is a messenger RNA of Geosmithia morbida, 4239 nucleotides long. Its product is annotated as ERCC4-related helicase. Gene Ontology annotation, cellular component: nucleus; RISC complex; cytoplasm. Gene Ontology annotation, biological process: siRNA processing. The record is from RefSeq and is a predicted model, not a curated record. The coding region runs from base 1 to 4239 and encodes 1412 amino acids. Gene Ontology annotation, molecular function: ribonuclease III activity; ATP binding; RNA binding. NCBI's taxonomy places the organism in Eukaryota, Fungi, Ascomycota, Sordariomycetes, Hypocreales, Bionectriaceae. The transcript has 2 exons.
AUGCCUAGCUGGGAACCUGAUUCUGCGUCAGACGAUGACUCUGGUACCCCCGAAGACCAGCCUCACCUCAGUCUUGGAGAUGAAGCAGAGCUGGAGUCCUUUUCGGAGCCAUCCGUCAAUGUCAUCCAACUGCCCGAAGAACCCGACCGAUCCCAGGAUGAGGGCCGCAUGAUAGAUGCGAGGGCUUACCAGCGCGAGAUGUUUGAGGAGAGCCUCAAGUAUAACGCCAUUGUUGUCAUGCCCACGGGAAGCGGCAAGACGCAAGUUGCCUUGCUUCGGAUCGCGCAUGAGCUCGAGCAUGGACCCCACAACAAGAUCGUGUGGCUCAACGCUCCUACUAUUCUUCUCUGUGCGCAGCACCUAGACUCCAUCAAGGACCAGAUGCCCUCGGUUCCGGCAAGGCUGCUGACAGGCAACGAGAAUGUCGACAGCUGGUCACCGCCUACGUGGACAGCCAUCCUUGAGAAGACGCGCAUCAUCGUCUCUACGCCCAAGGUCCUCCACGACGCUCUCUGCCAUGCUUUUGUCAAGAUGGACAUGCUGUCCCUCAUCGUCUUCGACGAGGCCCACAACUGCGUCGGCAGGGCGGCUGGCAACAAGGUCAUGGAGGAAUUCUACCACACCAGCAUGUACGUUGACGGCUCCACCCUGCCUUCCAUCCUAGGCUUGACAGCGAGCCCUGCCAUGUCAUCCAAGGGGGAGGAGAUGAAGAGGCUGGAGAGGAUGCUUGAUUCCCGAUGCAUCACCCCGAACCUUCACCGCCAAGAGCUUCUCAAGUAUGUGAUGAAGCCUCAGAUACAGCGUGUCGACUAUGCGAUACCGCGGUACCCCGAACCUUCGCCCGCAAUGAGCUCUCUUCGCCAAGUAUACCGCGACCUCGACCUGCGGGAAGAUCCUUGGAUCAAAUAUCUGGUCGCCAACUUGACCGACAAGAACAGAGAUCUUCUAUCCAAGGCCGUCGAGUCGAACAAGACCUUUUCUCAGGACCAGAUGAAGGGGUUCUGCAGGGUGUCACUUCACAUAGCCGAGGAGCUUGGUCUCUGGGCUGCGGAGCGGUAUAUCUGGCGAGUCGUCACCGAAUUCACCAGCCGUCCUGACGCAGACAAGACGUGGAUCAGCGGAGAGAAGGAGUACCUGGCAACUAACCUGCUCAAAGUCACGGUCUCCCAGCCACCAGCUGAACCGUCGGAUAUGACCGACAAGGCGAGGCUGCUCAUCGACCAGCUAAUGUCACCGCCCGAGUCCCCGAGGUGCAUUAUAUUUGCCCGGGAACGUGCCACGGUAAGCAUGCUAUAUGAGAUGCUCACUUCCUGCCCCGAGGUGGCGGACAGAUAUCGCAUAGGCGCCAUCGUCGGCACGUCGAAUCACAGCAGCAAGAACCGCCACCUGUACGAGCUCUCGAGCAACGUCACGGACCUCUCGGUGCUCCAGAAGUUCCGCACCGGAAAGCUCAAUCUCGUCAUCGCUACCAGUGUCCUCGAGGAGGGCAUCGACGUGCCCGCCUGCAACCUCGUCAUCUGCUUUGACAGGAUAACGUCCUUCAAGGCAUUCAUACAGCGGCGAGGGCGGGCACGCAUGCGAGAGUCGAGACUCGUCCUCUUCUGGAGUGAUCGCCAGCAGGCUGGACAGUGGGAGGCUAUGGAGAGCCAUAUCCAAAGCGUGUACGAAGAUAGCGAGCGAGAGUGGCAGAAGCUGGAGUAUAUGGAGCAGGGCAACGACGAAGACAAGACAUUUUUCCAGGUCAGGUCUACCGGAGCCAGGCUUGGCAUCGAUGAUGCGAAGCAACACCUCGAGCAUUUCUGCCGGACGUUAGCGCCUGGCGAGUUUGUUGACGGGAGGCCGGAUUACAUUAUCGAGCAAGACAGCUCCAGCGGCCCGGCCUUGAGCGCGACGGUGGUGCUGCCGUCAUUCGUUCCCGCGGCCGUGCGACGAGCUACCAGCCGUACCCUGCAUGCGACCGAGAAGAGCGCCACAAAGGAUGCCGCCCUGCAGGCCUACAUUGCCCUCUACCGGGCGGGCCUUCUGAACGAUAACCUGCUGCCGUUCCAGCAGAAUCAGGAAAUGCCGGGAUCUGAGACCCGGGAUCCUACUGCCCGCGUCGACGGUCGCUUCAGCCCAUGGGAGGAGGUUGCCCGAGCAUGGAAUGAUGACGAGGCGAGAUGGGCGUACACAUAUACCUGCAUAGACGAGAGGGGCCAGCCGGUGGGCGAUCACGACGUCAUACUUCCUGCUCAGAUCAACCACCUGCAACCGCUGAAGGUGUACAUUGACAGCGAGGUAGUCUGGGAGCUCCGUCCGAGCCAAGGACGCCUGGUUCCUGCACGAGAGGCGGAUGCGAUGCCGGACCAUACCUCUGCACUGCUGGAGUCACACUUUGGUCAUCGCUACAAGGUCCUCAACAGGAGACACGUCAUCCAGACGGUCAUCCGAGGUGCCGACCUGUCAGUGGGCGACAUUGCGUCGCUCAGCUUCGAAGCUGAACCGCAGCUGGCCACAGAAUUCGGCCAUCUCAUCCGAGACAGGACCGGAGCCCCGUUUGUCUACCGAGGCAGCCUCCCGUCCAAGCCCGAGAUCGGAUUGGUCAAACGUGCGUUUUUCGACUACGAAGAUGCGCCGCACCACGUUCCGUACCUGGUCCUCGAGAGAUGCAGUCGGCGCAGCGACUUCCUGCACCCGCUGAGUACGGGCUCCGGCCAUGUGCAGAAGAGCAAGAGGCCAUAUGGAUCAGUCUAUCCCGCGCCCUGGGCAAGGGUCGACGCUGUUCCCCUGUCCAAGGUCAGAUUCGGUAUGCUGAUCCCCUCAGUCAUGCACGAGAUGGAGGUGAUGCUGGUGGCCAAGACCCUGUCCGAGACGCUCCUCAAGCCGUUGGGCAUGACCGACCACGCGCUCGUGCGGGAGGCCAUCAGUGCCCCGAGCGCUUGCGAGCCGGUCAACUACGAACAGCUCGAAUACCUGGGUGACUCCAUCCUCAAGUACUGCACCUGCAUCAUGGGCACAGCCACGUACCUGCACUGGCCGGAGAGCUACCUGUCCAUCUUCAAGAGUCAAGUGGUGUCCAACGCACGACUGGCCCGCGCCUGCGUCGAGACCGGACUGUCAAGAUACGUCAUCACCAAGCCCUUUACGGGAAACAAGUGGCGGCCGCUCUACCUAGACGACGUGUCCCGGGAACCUGCGGGGAGCCGGGAACUGUCCACCAAGACCUUGGCCGACGUUGUGGAGGCGCUCAUCGGGGCGGCGUACGAGAAGGGCGGACUCGACAAGGCUAGCCGCUGCAUCGCCCUCUUCAUCGACGACCAGGACUGGACCAAGGUGCCGAUAGCGCGGCAGAUCCUGUUUGACCACCAGCCGAACAGCACGAUGAACCCGGAGGUGCUGGCGCCCGUCGAGGAGAUAAUAGGCUAUCGGUUCCAGAAGAAGCAGCUCCUCGCCGAUGCACUGACGCACAGCUCAUGCAUGCUGACGCAGAAGGAGCAAAAGACGAUGGAGCGCCUCGAGUUCAUAGGCGACGCCAUCCUCGACUGGCUAGUCGUCGCGCACGUGUGGGCAGACGGACCAGCCGCGCGACGGACGUACUACCAGAUGCACCUGAUCAAGAUGGCCCUCGUCGCGGGCGAUUUCCUCGGCUUCAUAUGCCUGGAAAACGGACGGUACAGGGAAGACGUGACAGUGUCGGAAGACGGGCAGACGGCAGAGCCGACGUCGAAGUUCGAGCCCCUGUGGUCCUUUAUGCGGCACGGCUCGCCCGCCCUGGCGCUGGAGCAGAAGGCCGGGUCGGCACGCCAUCUCGAGCUGCGCGGCCAGAUCCGUGCGGCCAUGGACGAAGGCACGCACCACCCGUGGGCGCUGCUGUCCCGGAUCCGCGCGCGCAAGUUCUUCUCGGACCUGAUCGAGGCGCUCAUCGGCGCCGUAUGGGUCGACUCGGGCUCGCUGGAGACGUGCAAGGCCAUGAUCGACCGGCUGGGGAUCCUGCCCUACCUCGACCGCGUGCUGCGCGACGGCGUCAACGUACAGCAUCCUAAGGAGAUGCUGGGCCAGUACGCCGGCAGGAAGAAGGUCCGAUACGAGAUUGAGGAGCACCUGGUCGGUUCCGGGGAGGACAGGCAUGGGCGGUGGACGUGCAGGAUCCACGUGGGCGACCGGCUGGUCGUGGAGGUUGGUGACGGUGUCAGCAAGGAGGAGGUGAUGACGCGGGCCGCCACGGAGGCAGCCUGGGUAUUGAAGGGCGAGAGCGGAUGA